Messenger RNA from Aspergillus eucalypticola CBS 122712, 1156 nucleotides. RefSeq names its product putative 6-hexanolactone hydrolase. Gene Ontology annotation, molecular function: hydrolase activity. The transcript is spliced from 4 exons. The record is from RefSeq and is a predicted model, not a curated record. Lineage: Eukaryota; Fungi; Ascomycota; Eurotiomycetes; Eurotiales; Aspergillaceae. The coding region runs from base 1 to 1068 and encodes 355 amino acids.
AUGUCGUCCUGGAACCAGCCUCUAACCAUCUGGCAGAAGGUGCAGGAGGCAUGGAACAGUCUAAUUGUCAUGAAGACCUUCCUUUCUGUCUCCGUUACAGCUGCCUUUCGAGGCAAGAAUGGCGCCAAGCAGUACAACGUCCAUGUGCUCAACGCCGUGACGCGCAAACUUUGUGUCACCUUCACCCCGAGACAAUUGCAGCUCCGGGAUACCCCCACCGAGGAGGCAUACAGACAGUUCAUGGCCAGCCGAGGUCUCCAGCCGCAGACUGUGCCUCUUAAUCACGGCGCUAAAGGCCACUGGAUUGGCAACAAAAACGCCAAAAAUAUCCUCGUCUAUUAUCACGGAGGUGGGUUCUUUCUCUUUGGUCGCCCACAACAUUACCAGCUACUAGCACAUAUGCUCGACCGCCUGAACGAAGCUGGCCACGACAACCUUGCUAUCUUUUUCCUCACCUACACUACUACGCCGCACGCUGUUUAUCCGGUACAACUCCGUCAAUCGGUCGAGGCUCUCCGUUACAUUCUCAACGAGACAGGCCGUUCCCCAGCUAAUAUCUUCUUGGGUGGUGAUUCCGCUGGUGGGAAUCUCUCUAUCGCUGUGCUCUUGCAUCUCACCCAUCCACACCCAGAGAUCGAGCCUCUGAAGAUCUCCCAGCCCUUGGCAGGUGUAAUUGGCUGCGCGCCGUGGGUCAGUUACAAGUUGGACGGCCCUAGUGUCCAGGAAAACGCAUACAAGGAUGGCCUCUCUAAAGAGAUCCUCGACCGUUGGUCUGAUCAGUACCUUUCGGGUAAAGAGGGUGAUCCCUGGAGUGAACCAGCUAAAGCUCCCAUGGAUUGGUGGGAGGAAAUACAAGCAAAAGAUAUCUUGAUGACUGCUGGAAGAGAUGAGAUUCUGCUCUCGUCUAUUGACGAGUUUGUGGAGAGGUUCAAGAAAGUCGUACCCAAUACUGUUUACGUUGUGGCACAGGAUGAAACCCAUGACUCGGCUGUCUAUGCUGCAGAUGUAGUCGGGUAUGAUACUCAGCAGACUCAGGCGAUCGUUAACUGGUUAGGUGCUCGACUGUAAGAUCGAUUAGUAGUGUUAGUUGUCUGGUAGGUGUUACUUGUACAAUGGGGAUUGAAGUGUCCCAUUGCUGGCCCGUCCCCUUCUCUUG